Molecule: messenger RNA, 1266 nt
Organism: Lampris incognitus (smalleye Pacific opah)
Lineage: Eukaryota; Metazoa; Chordata; Actinopteri; Lampriformes; Lampridae
Gene: cacng8b
Product: calcium channel, voltage-dependent, gamma subunit 8b
Exons: 4
Coding region: 3-1265 (420 amino acids)
Biological process (GO): regulation of AMPA receptor activity; transmission of nerve impulse; positive regulation of synaptic transmission, glutamatergic
Cellular component (GO): AMPA glutamate receptor complex; postsynaptic density membrane
Molecular function (GO): voltage-gated calcium channel activity; channel regulator activity
Source: RefSeq, a predicted model, not a curated record
GCAUGGUGUGUGAGAAGGGGAUCCAGAUCCUCCUCACCACCGUGGGGGCGUUCGCCGCCUUCGGCCUGAUGACGGUGGCCAUAGGGACGGACUACUGGCUGUACUCCCGCGCCCUCAUCUGCAACAGCACAGCCAAUGUCUCCCAGGACGACCCCCAUAACAAGGACAAGAAGGACCCGGGGGCGCUCACCCACUCCGGCCUGUGGAGGAUAUGCUGUCUGGAAGGGGUGAAGAGAGGAGUGUGCUCGCAGAUCAACCACUUCCCAGAGGACGCAGACUUCGACCACGACGGGGCCGAAUACGUUCUACGGGUGGUCCGGGCUUCCAACAUCUUCCCCAUCCUCAGCGCCAUCCUCCUGCUGAUGGGAGGGGUGUGCAUUGCGGCCAGUCGUUUCUACAAGAGCAAAAGGAACAUCAUCCUGGGGGCAGGCAUUCUCUUUGUGGCGGCAGGUCUGAGUAACAUCAUCGGCGUGAUCGUGUACAUCUCGGCGGCCCUGGGAGACAUCUCUCCCAAGAAGGACGAGGAUAAGAAGUGGCAGUACUCCUACGGCUGGUCCUUUUACUUCGGAGGCCUGUCCUUCAUCAUGGCGGAGAUGGUGGGGGUCCUCGCCGUCAACAUCUACAUCGAGAAGAACAAGGAGCUGCGCUGCCGCUCGCGCACCGACAUCUUCAAGAGCACCACGCACGCCAUGCUCCGCCUGCCCAGCUACCGCUUCCGCCGCCGCUCACGCUCCUCGUCGCGCUCCACCGACCCCUCGCGCUCCCGAGACCCCUCGCCGGUGGGGGGGGGCAAAAACUUCGGCCUCCCCCCCUCGGCGCUGCUCUCCCAGGGCCCGAUCUCGGUGUCCACGCUGCCCAACCCCCACUCCCGCUCGCACACUGCCCUGGCCGGAGGCGACAUCUCCCUCUACACGCUGUCCCGCGACCCCAAGCUGGCGGGCUUGCCGCCCAUGUACGGCACGGUGGACCGCGCCACGCUCUACCAGCUCCACAACUGCUUCCCCAAGGACGGCGGAGGCGGCGGCGGAGGAGGAGGGGGGGGCGGGGGAGUGAUGUUGAGCGGCACGCUGCCCUCGCUCAAGUCCCACAACCCCUCCAACUCCUCCAACUCCAACGCGCCCAUGCCCAACUCGGUGGGCUCCGGCCAGCCGCCUUUCUCCUCGUCCACGGUGGAGAGGGAGCGAGGGAUGGGCACUCUGGACAGGCUGAAGGGAGACAGGGAGAGCAACUCUAACACGCUCAACAGGAAGACGACGCCCGUGUAGA